UUUAUUGCAGCACCAAAGCGAGAUUACAAGCACGUUUAUCCACUUUAAAGCGUCAAUUUCUUCCUGGAGAAGAGAAGCCUCGUUGUGUGCUUCAGUGAUGAGCCUUCUUUUGUUGGAGUUCCUUGAUGCUGGUGGCCGCCCUUUUCCUGUUUUGUUCAGCCUCAGAUGCAUCCAGCCUGUCUCGCUUCUUUUUCGUGAGCUCCUCCUUCCACCGAAUACUUGCGCCACACACCAUUUCACCAUACUGUCUGUAAUGUCAACAUUGGCUACACCACGUGCUGCUAAAACUCCAUCAUACACUAUUCUCUGCACAAUCAGAGAUUCUUCAUUCAGGUUCUUCAUGAGGCAUUCUUUAUUUACAGGAAAACCUCUUUCGAUAGCAGUAUUGCCAUGGGACAUGGUGAGGAUGAUCUUGACAAAGAUAAGCAACUCCUUAUGGUUCCGUGAGCACAGCUCAAACCACAAGGUGUCCAGUCUCUGUGCCAUCCUAUCAAAGUUCUUUAGAAGCUGUGCAGAGCUCGGCAAACAGACUUGCACAUAGGAUCGGUGCGCCCGUUCUGCUUCUAAGCCGGUCAGCCACCGGUGCUUUAGUUCCUAAAACCGGGUUCGCAAACAAACGCGGCACCUUCAGGAGUGAAAACAAAGACGACUAAAAGCGGCCAAAGCACCGAGGAGGUCUACGCUGGGAAGUGGCGCUUCUACUCGUGCCUGACUUUUCUUAACACUGUCAAAAGUGACGACGCAAGACUCGUCACCGAGGAGUUUGUGGAAAAGCAAAGUAUUGUCUCUGCGCAGCCGCAGUUGUACGCCACGUAGGCAUCGGCCGAGACCACGUGACCUGACGCGCUACUCGGGCACGCAUCGACAACAGGAGGCGCGGCACUCUUCGGCGGCGCUGAUAUCUGCAACAAAGGUCUGACGUCACCCAUUCCAGAGCUACAAAAGGAGCCUUCUUGCGCUUCCUGCAAUCACUUGGCAGUGGCGACGACCCCGGUGUGCAUCGCCUUACGCCUGUUAUUUCCUGUGGUGCAAAUUGUCUCGGCACAGCCGUAAUGGUCGCCUGCUGCGGCAGCCUCGCCGACUUUGCCGAUUUCGCCGGACGUGUGCGCAAUAUUACGGAGGAUGAGGCAUACCGAUACGUGUCGCCAUUACGACCACGGCUUAAGGAUCGACAGAAUCCCAUGGAAGUAUACAACCACGCAGAAUGCUCGUGGCGGUACCGCUUUUCCAAGCAAGCUGUGCUGCGGCUGUUGGAAAUGCUGCCACUGGUCCCAAAAGACAACGAACGCGGUCACCCCGUGCUGCCGCUGCUCCAGCUUCUAAUCGCGCUGCGAUUCUACGGCGCCGGAACAUUUCAGGUUGUCACCGGGGACCUCGUUAAUGUUUCACAAGCAACUGUGUCUAGAAUAAUUGCCCGAAUGUCAAGAAUGAUCGCCGAGACUUUGUUCCCGCAGCUCGUGAAGUUGCCAAAUGCUAAUGAUUUGGCAUCCGUAAUGGAGGAGUUCUACACCAUCGCACGGUUUCCUCGUGUGAGCGGGUGCAUUGACGGCACUCAUGUACCCAUCAGAAGUCCCGGAGGAGAGGAAGCGGAGGUUUUUCGCUGUCGAAAGGGGUACUUCUCCAUCAAUGUCCAGGCAAUCACAGGGCUUCGGCUUCAAUUUUUUUAUUUGGUUGCCAGCUGGCCCGGCUCAGCACAUGAUAGCCGAAUUUUCGAUAAUAGUCGAGCCAGAGCGCAGUACGAAGAAGGGAAUGUGCCUGGCAUCCUACUUGGUGACAAGGGGUACCUCUGCAGGUCCUAUGUCAUGACCCCUUUUCGGGAGACACAAAGCAGCCCUCAGCACAGGUACAACAAGUGCCACUCCAGGACUCGCUGCUGUGUUGAGAGGGCGUUUGGAGUAUGGAAGCGAAGGUUUCCUUGCCUUGAAAUGACUCUUCAGAUAAAAACAAAAUCAGUUCCCAUCGUCAUCACAGCUUGUGCUGCACUACGCAACUUCGGCCACCUGCUGAGAGACCCUGUCCCACCUCCUGCGCAAAGCCAGGCAAUACACAACGCCGCUUCGCGAGCUCCCACCCCUCCUUACAACCAACGCGACCAGGCAUGUCUCCAUUGCCAGACACAGCAAGUGGUUUCAGGAUCAGAGAUCGCAUAGUCGCACAGUAUUUUUCGUAAAUGGAAUGAGACAAAAUCACAGAAACAACAAAGACGUUUACUUUUUCUUCAAAGCUUCUAGCUGAAGCUUUAGAACUGCCGCUUUUGUUUUUUGGUAGGCUUCUUUAAGCCGAAGAAGCUGCAUAGUUUGCUCAUGUUCAGCUCGCCUAUGCAAGUAUUUGUAUUUGUGCUCGAGGCGCAUGCAUUUAUUUUCAAUAAAUGUUCCUUUUUGUUUUC
Messenger RNA from Dermacentor albipictus, 2386 nucleotides. RefSeq names its product putative nuclease HARBI1. The record is from RefSeq and is a predicted model, not a curated record. Lineage: Eukaryota; Metazoa; Arthropoda; Arachnida; Ixodida; Ixodidae.